Molecule: messenger RNA, 488 nt
Organism: Phytomonas sp. EM1
Lineage: Eukaryota; Euglenozoa; Kinetoplastea; Trypanosomatida; Trypanosomatidae
Source: the annotation of a GenBank genome assembly
AUGCAGCGCGCGGAUGAGGAUAUCAAACGGGUUCGCCAUAUUAAGCAACAGCAACUGGUGGCAUCUCAGUUCACACCGCUCACGUUGUACAAACGUGCGGACGGACCGGAUGUGUUUAAGAUGAGCAAUGUAGACGAAUGGUGGAAUUUAAACCCGGUAAAGGUAGCCGAAGAUCAAGCUGCCCUAAGGGCAACUCUCCAGGACAAUCCAUAUAACCCUUUAUCCAUUACGUCCAGAAGGUAAAUACUUUUGAGCUCAUUUAAAGCGAAAACAAAGACUAAAGAGGCUUGAAUAAUUGAAUUUUCAUUGUACAUUAUAACCUUUACUCUUGAUUUAAGCCUAGGAUCUAUCACAACCACGCGUGUAUGUACGUAUUACUUGCUUCUUUUGGUGCUACAAUUUGCACAUUUUGAUGUAUUGGUAUCAUUAGCAAACACAAAAAAAGACAACGAGGUUACAUUUGAUCCCCGUUGUAUUGAAUCUGAACU